GUUUUUUUGUUUUGACAAGCGGUGCUCUGAGUUAAUGACAGAAGAGGGGAGCCGGUGACAGCUAGCUUUGAUUUUAUUAAUGGUUCUGUCCGCGUUAUUAAACCUAUGUGCUCCUGUCAGAGCGCCGCCGAGUCCGCGAACAGAGCCGGUCUAGAGAGGUCUGUGCGGGCCGGAGAAUUUCAGGCCGUUUUACGGCUUUGUAGUUCACGUCCAGCUUCGCAGCAGCAGCAGUAGCUAGCUUAGCUAACUUAGCUUGGCUAACCUGUGUUAGCUUAGCCUAGCCACCCCUCAAACUUCCUCUGCGGCCGUUUGAAUAAGGAAGCAGCAGCAGCAGCCUGUUAGCUUAGCCAGGCUCUGCUAGGCGCGUAAACACAGCUCGCCAUGGAGGGUGUGUCCGAGUGAGCGCGUAUCUCUGUCCGGGUAAAUACAGCGCCUUUUCUCGGGAGAAAUGGGCGACGGAGCGAAGGCUCAGCGCCGGGAGCAGCUGAAGCGCUGGUCGGGCUCCUGUACGGACCAAGAACCGGCGGUUCCGCGGAGGCGCUGGAGGGGCGAGGAAGAGGAGGAGGAGGGCGACGAGGAUGAAGGCGAGGCGGUUCUGGAGGGGAGACUGCGGGAUGGAGACGGACCUGUGCGGAAAAAGAAGAUUAAACGAAGGCGGCGUGUUCGCUUUGAGAGGACAGCAGAGUUCCUGGCAGUAUGCGCCAGCGGAGACACGGAGGAGGCGAAGGAGAUGCUGAGAGAAGCCCGGCAGAAAAGCAGUGGAGAAAACGUCGAAGACAAUGUGGUCAACUGUGCCAAUGCAGAUGGAAUUACAGCUUUGCACCAGGCGUGCAUCGAUGGCAGUGUGGAGGUGGUGACCUUCCUGCUGUCUCAGGGUGCUAAUGUGAACCAGGUGGACAAUGAGGGCUGGACCCCUCUUCAUGUGGCAGCUUCCUGUGGGAACAUGGAGAUUACUGAAUACUUGCUAAAGCAUGGUGCGGCCCUCAGCUCAGUGAACUGUGAUGGUGACGUACCGUUAGACAUUGCUGAAGACGAAGCCAUGGAGGCGCUACUGCAGGCGCACACUCGGAAACAGGGUGUGGACCUGGAGACAGCUAAGCGGUUGGAGGAGGAGUUGAUAAUGCGUGAUGCCCGCAGUUGGCUUACUGACGGACUACCCGCUGACCUGUGCCACCCCAGGACCGGAGCCACGCCGCUGCACGUCGCUGCUGCCAAGGGCUACCUGGAGGCCAUCAAGUUGCUGUGUCAGUGCGGGUUGGAUGUAUCUGCUAAAGACUGGGACGGCUGGACUCCGCUCCACGCUGCAGCACACUGGUGCCAGAGAGAGGCCUGCAGCCUCUUGGCAGAGCAACUAUGUGACAUGGAGGCCCGCAGCAAUGGGGGUCAGACUCCAUUCGAUGUGGCCGAUGAAAGUUUGGUGGCUUUUCUGGAGGAGCUUUCUCAGAGACAAGCUAAUUGGCGGACUGAACAGGCCAUUAACGAUAAACAGAAUGCACAAGCAGCCAGUAAUGGCAACGCCGCAAACAAAAGGCGCAGGAGUUCAGUGUGUAGGAUGAGCAGCCGAGAAAAGAUGAGUGUACAGGAUCAGUCAAAGGAAAGAGGGGUCUCUGGUGGGCUUGAGCUAAAUGAGGACAGAGAGAGCAGUCCCGGUAAAACACACCUACCAAAAGGUUCGACAAUAUCGAGUCCAGACACAGAAAGCGUCACUACCUCCACAGUCAGUCCAGCUGACAAGACUCCUGAAGAGAAAGAAGCCGAGGAGAAAGAUCAAGAGCAAGAGAGACACACAGCUCGUGUUCCUCCCACCCUGCAGAGGCUCGACUCAACUGGGGAAAGCCCCAGCGGCUCUGGUGAUGGUAAAAAGUUCCAGGCUCCAGUUAGAGAUGAGGAAUCAGAGUCUCAGAGGAAAGCUCGCUCUCGUCUCAUGCGCCAGUCACGUCGCUCCACUCAGGGUGUGACCUUGACUGAUCUUAAGGAGGCAGAGCGAACCAUUAGCAGGACCACGGAGCCUCAGCGCACUCUUCAGCCUGUUAGCCCUGUUGUCACGGUAACACCAGCAGAGAGAGACACAGACACAGAGCAGAUAAAGUCUUCUGGAUCUGAAGGAGACUCCAAACUGGCAGUGAGGGAUCGGCGCAGAGCAAGAAAAGAGAGACGAUCAACAGGCAUUGAUUCAUUAUUAGGAGAGACUGAGGACUUGGAUGUGAAUAUUCCUGCAAAGGAAGACAGCACUAAAAGUGCUCCUCAGCCAGAAGAUACAAAACUGUCAUUAUCACUGGAUUUUAGAAAGUUGUAUGUGGAUGUGCUGAAGGAGAACACAACGCUGAAAGAGAAGCUCCAGGAGACACAGUUGCAGCUCAGUGAGAGCAAGGUGGAACUGGAGCGUCUCAGACAGAAUCAGGAGAAUGGCUGUGAGCGACCUGCCCUGCUGGAACUAGAGAGAUUUGAGAAGAAAGCACUUCAGAGGAAAGCAUCAGAGCUCGAGGAUGAGCUGAAGAUUCUUGUCGAUCUGCGCGCUGACAACCAGAGGCUGAAAGACGAGAAUGCUGCGCUCAUUCGCGUCAUCAGCAAGCUGUCAAGAUGAGCCCCUGUAUCCCUGUGUGCCACCAUUGCCCUGAAACCACUAGGUGGCACCACUGUCCCUCUCUGCCCAUCUCUGCCCAGAAUAAACUGGAACAAUGCAUUUCUCUUUUCUGCACAGCCAUAACACACAGCACCUGUGCGUGUAUGUGUGUGUAUGCGUGCGUGCGUGCGUGUGCGUGUGUGGGUAUGUGUGUGUAUGCGUGCGUGCGUGCUUGUGUGGAUCUGGUCAGGAGUCUGACCUUUAUAAACUGCUGUUGCACAUUUUAUCGGUGAAGCCCAAACAACAAAAGCUAGAUUCAGCAUAACCAGGGUUCAACGAGCUUCACCUCAUUGUGCACAAUUGUUAGGACAUUUGAAACUCCUUAGGGUGUAGUUUUCUCAAGUCUAGGACCUGCAAAGCUGCAGUUCUAGUAGAACAGUUCUAGAUCUUUCCGUGCUUUGUGCGAAUUCUAGCUGCAUGUAGUUUAGCGAACUUUAACUCUUGACCCAGCUCUGCUGUACUUCUCAAACCUCAAGCUAGCACAGGAUCAUAGACGUCAAGUCUAGUUGGGCUAAUUUUAAGGAGUGAAGUACAUACUUGAAGUACGGCGGUAUGUAGAGGAACUUGCAGGGUGCUUUUUUUUGUUUUGUUUAGUUUUUUGUUCUGUAUAUUUAAAUCAGAUUAAUUCUUUUUCGUGCACUGUGCUUGGUUUAUUAUUAUUAUUAUUAUUUUUAACUUUAACCUUGUAGUUUAACACAAAACUAAGCCAGUACAAGGUUAACAAUUUCCUCUUUUUUUUACUUUGCUUGUAAGCCAGCUGUGGGUUAUUUGCUGUUUAAUAGCUAGUUUUUGCUCUGACAGUGCAGAGAAAGCACAUCAUCCCAUCAGGUGUUUUUAAGCUUUGAGGGCUUGACCUAAAGAAGUGCUUGUAUUGUUAGAUACCACAGAAGAAGAAAAAAAACGUGCCAAAACCUGAACCUCCAUCCACUCCUGUGCAUCCAGCUUGCUGGUUGGCGGCACGCCGGGACGAACGAGGGAUGUUUUUUCCUCUGUGUCUGUCUCUCUCUCUCUCUCUUUUUCUUUUCCUUUCUCUCAGGACAAGCCUAGAUCAACACUGUACUCGAGCAGACUGCUACUGUAUGUUGGACCAAACAGGCAUUUGCAUUAUUGCUGUUUUUCCUGUUUUUCAGUGAGCGAGUAUUUAUGAGUGUAAGUGUAUUACAUGGCCUGUGCCAAUGGUGGUGUUUAAUUUUUUUUUUUAAGAAGAUGAACAGGAACGUUUAUACUGUGAGUCCUGCUCUCAAAGGAACAGGCACUUUAUAAGGUCAAAGCUUUUGAAAGUUUACCACCUUUUUUUUUCCGCUUCCGAUAUUAUUGAUUGUUUUUCAUUUGUAAGCCAAUGCAUGCCAAAAUUGUAUUUUGACAAAAAUAUGUGCCUUUCUACAUAUCUAUUUUAAUAUUUCUAUGUUGCUUGGUUGAAAAGUACUGGGCUGGCUGGCCCAAUAGCGCUAUAACAAGACUCUUCUAACACUCCACCAUCCUACAACCCCCUCCCCCAACUGGCUCUGCCAUCGUUCUGUGAAUGGACAUUUUUGAGACAACCAAUAAAAUCUCAGUAAAUAAAACAGUUCAGUACCAGA
Molecule: messenger RNA, 4203 nt
Organism: Astyanax mexicanus (Mexican tetra)
Lineage: Eukaryota; Metazoa; Chordata; Actinopteri; Characiformes; Acestrorhamphidae
Gene: ppp1r12c
Product: protein phosphatase 1, regulatory subunit 12C
Exons: 20
Coding region: 449-2584 (711 amino acids)
Biological process (GO): signal transduction
Cellular component (GO): cytoplasm
Molecular function (GO): phosphatase regulator activity; enzyme inhibitor activity; protein kinase binding
Source: RefSeq, a predicted model, not a curated record